UCGAGCGCCGCCCGCGCCACCGGAAGACCCGCGGCCGCGCCAUGUCGAAGAAAAAAGGACUGAGUGCAGAGGAAAAGAGAGUCCGCAUGAUGGAAAUAUUUUUUGAAACUAAAGAUGUAUUCCAAUUAAAAGACAUAGAGAAGAUUGCUCCCAAAGAGAAAGGCAUUACUGCUAUGUCAGUCAAAGAAGUCCUCCAGAGCCUGGUCGAUGACAGCAUGGUGGACUGUGAGAGGAUCGGAACAUCCAAUUACUAUUGGGCUUUCCCAAGUAAAGCUCUUCACGCACGGAAGAGGAAGUUGGAAGUUCUGGAAUCUCAGUUAUCUGAGGGAAACCAAAAGCAUGCAACCCUACAGAAAAGCAUUGAGAAAGCUAAGAUUGGCCGACAGGAAACGGAAGAGCGAGCCAUGCUUACAAAGGAGCUUUCUUCACUGCGAGACCAAAGGGAGCAGCUAAAGGCAGAAGUAGAAAAAUAUAAAGAAUGUGACCCACAGGUUGUGGAAGAAAUACGUCAAGCAAAUAAAGUAGCCAAAGAAGCAGCUAACAGAUGGACUGAUAACAUAUUUGCAAUAAAAUCUUGGGCGAAAAGAAAAUUUGGAUUUGAAGAAAAUAAAAUUGAUAAAAAUUUUGGAAUUCCAGAAGACUUUGACUACAUAGACUGAACUAUUCCGUGUUGGUGAUGGAGCUGUCUGCUGAAAUAUGCACUUUUCUACUUUUCACUGCUUUCACAUUGACCUGUAACUGUGUUGAUCAUUUUGUUUAUCUUUAGUAAAGUAUAAAGUGUAGAUGUUUUAGACUUGUUUGCUGGUUCACAAGAAGGAAGUUGGCUUUUCUCACAGCACCCACAGGCAGGACAGUGCGAGCGGAGGCACCCAUGAGUGAGGUCUGUGGGAGUCCCAGAGGCCAGCGCCAUCAUAGCACAUUUCCGUUGCAUCCAGACAUCAAAUGUUAAGCGCUAAGGGUGUGCUGGGAGACCCCAUUCUACAUGUAAACCUGCACAUAAAUGCUCGGAAAUAACCUUUAAUGCCCUAAUGGCUGCUUUCCUAUAAUGUCAGGACUUAGUGCAAUGUUCUACAUCAUGUUUGCAAAUUUCCCACAGAAAAAUACUGAAAGUGGCUUUCUCAAAUUUAGAGUAUGGCAUGGGCAUUCCUCAGACAGGACUAUUUAUGAUGAACUGAUGCCUUUCCAGAGAACAAGCCCCAGCCCCCUUGUCCUGACAUCUGCGCUUCCAUAAGGUGGCCCCUGGCGGUAGAAGGCCACACUGCCCACCAGAGGCCAGGGGUUUCUUUUCAACCACCUAAAAAAUAAAGAGUAGGUUAAAAAUAGCUCAUAUCCAGUGUGUAUUUCUCUUUCCAGUUCAGCUUAGGCAUUUAGAAUAUUUGCAAGCCCUCCAAGACAAACGUAAAGAAAACCAAAACAAAGGUGUGGGAUGCUUUUUCCAUACAUGCCUUUGGUUUUUUUCCCACACUGUCCAAUAUUUAUAUUCUUUUAAGUAACUUGAAUGAGAUAGUCCAUGUAUCUGGAAUGACCCAAAUGGCAUCCAAACCAUUUGUUAGUGAAUCUGGCCUUUGUAUUGCAGGAGGUGUGGCCCCGGGUCCUACUUAAUCACUUCCUGGAGGUGGGCGGGGAGCAAAUUGGUCCAUCUUUGUUCUUGGGGCCAGUUUAUAUUGCCUUAGGGUAGGCAGCAGCUCUUCUACUGGAGAAGUAUUUGAUGUCAGAGACAAAGGACAAAUAAUAAAAAUAAUUCAUCUGAAUCCUUUCUCUUAAACAUUAAUUGUGGGAAUUCCAAAAUUUCUCAGACUUUGCUGUUAGUCAAGGGAAAAAAAUUGCUUCCUUGUUUAGAGAGAAGUAUAUGUACUCAGAAAGGAAGCCAUUUCUAAUGAUCCCUAGAAAAUUCUGUUUUUUUUAGGUAUGUAGGCAACUUUGAAAAUUUUUUGCAGAGCUAUGAGAAUGACUGAUCUAGCAAGAGCUGGUAGUGCCCCCUGUAGCCAGAAGUGUGCUGGUUGAAUGUCUACAUGUGUUAGGGGGAAAAGGAUGUCCCAAAGCAAAUUCCAUAUAGGCUUUGUGGACUCCAACCCCACCCCAGGUCAAAGCCAAAGACACUGGGAACUCCAAAUCCCAUCACCACCAAAGGGAAGGUGGCUGGGACCUGAGGGUGGGGUUAAGCAGCCAGGUGGAUACAAAAGGCAGACACGUGGGCUUUGGGGGUCCGGUCAGCUCUGAGAGUGACUUUGGGGUUUCCAGGGUAGGACGCAUUAAAGACUUUAUUUCCCUAUUUUCUCCCUGAGUUGUACAUUUUCCUUAUUUCCUUUUCUCUUGUAAAUAAACCUUUUAUUAACCCUUUUGCAUGUGUCUGUAGUAGAGUAUUCAUAAGUCCCUUUAAAGCGCGCGGGUGAGGACCCACAGCCAGGAACCCGUUUAAUAUCGGGGUUGCUCUAUAACACAUGGACUCAGGAAGUGGGAGCAGGGCCUGGUUAUAGUAAUUGCCUCUUCCAGGUGCAAAUACGCUAAACCUAUUUCAGAUUAGCACCUUGAUGACAACGCAGAGCUGCGGAUAGGCGCUCAGCAUGCCAUCACUUGGUUUUUCCACCACAGAAAACAGACUAAGUAAAUAAUCUCAAGAGCAGAAAUAAUGAUAAAAUGUAAAAUAAUUGGGGAGUGAUGAGUUUUGAGUUUUUACAACUUUGUUUUUAUACAGUACGUCAGAGUUUAUUUAAUCUUUAAUGAUGGCUGUGUCCACUGGGCUCCCUACCAAACAGCUCGAGGCUCACCUACUCUAGCACAUCACUGCUCUGAACCUUUAAGAGCUACAUUUGAAUUUGCUCUUGUCUAAAAUUAAAGACACUGAUUAAGAACCACAGGAACUUGGCCCAACUGAGCUCUGGUAAUCCUAAGUCCUGGAUUGGUUUUGUUACUGAGCCUAACACAGUAAAGCUUAUAUAGACAGAGUCAAAUUACAUGUGAUCCAGAUCAAAUUCCAUUCAGCAAAUGAUGCUAUAAUUGAUACUCCCAGUAUCUUUUUUGAUGAAUUUUAGAGUAUGAAAGGUAUUUCUCCACAGGUAGUAAUUUUUUAAAUCUCACCAUCCUGUUUUUGGAGAGUUCUAGGAGGAAGAUUGUACAGUCUUCUAAUAAGUUUCACAGUUGUUUGGAUCAAGCCCCUCCAAUGUCCCUUCUGCAGUUGGGCUGUGACCAGAGUAUCCACAAGGAUGAAUUGGAUGUGAUUUUUCCUGUGAUGUUUGCCACGUCAUUUGUCUAAAGGGAUUACAGAGUUCUUGGCCAGUCUCAGAAAUAGAUGCUAUUAUCCUUAACAUUUUCAAGCAUGAUUCUCUUUAAGGGAUUAGGAAAGGAUAUGAGUGUAGCUGGCAGCCAAGAAGCAAGAACCACCCUGAUAACUCUUGAGCAGAAAAAUCUGAAUAAUAUGAAAAUGCUGGGGUUUUUGAGAACAUGACUGGAGUAAAAUAGAAAACAUUUUUCAACUAAUACGGCAUCAUUUGUCUUUGUUUUUAAAAAUUGAUUGAUUUAUGCAUACAGGAACUGGGGUACAGGCCAGAGGUGUGGGGGUGAGAGGAUUCACCAGAGACAGAGUGGGGAGCAGAACAGGUAGAUGUAUUGAAAUACACUGCUGAGGGCCUCCCGGGUGGCGCAGUGGUUGAGCGCUGAGUUGCGAAGCUGCUUGCGACUUCUGCAACACCGGUUCGAUCCCCGGCCACCGGGUGAGGGUCCCACAUGGCGCGCAGACCUCUCCUGCCACCCGCUGCUCCCCUCAGCAGUGUACUUUGUCAGUCUACCUGUUCUGCUCUCCGCUCUGGCUCUGGUAAAUUCUCUCACUCUCCCGCACUUCUGACUGUACCU
Talpa occidentalis (Iberian mole) is the source of this 3849-nucleotide messenger RNA. It is a transcript of the gene MND1, whose product is annotated as meiotic nuclear divisions 1. Lineage: Eukaryota; Metazoa; Chordata; Mammalia; Eulipotyphla; Talpidae. Gene Ontology annotation, molecular function: double-stranded DNA binding. Bases 42 to 659 code for a protein of 205 amino acids. The transcript has 8 exons. Gene Ontology annotation, cellular component: nucleus. The record is from RefSeq and is a predicted model, not a curated record. Gene Ontology annotation, biological process: reciprocal meiotic recombination.